This is a messenger RNA of Diceros bicornis minor, 7179 nucleotides long. It is a transcript of the gene DLC1, whose product is annotated as DLC1 Rho GTPase activating protein. Gene Ontology annotation, cellular component: membrane raft; focal adhesion. Gene Ontology annotation, biological process: actin cytoskeleton organization; signal transduction; regulation of Rho protein signal transduction. Bases 1 to 4587 code for a protein of 1528 amino acids. The record is from RefSeq and is a predicted model, not a curated record. Gene Ontology annotation, molecular function: lipid binding; GTPase activator activity; protein binding. The transcript is spliced from 17 exons. NCBI's taxonomy places the organism in Eukaryota, Metazoa, Chordata, Mammalia, Perissodactyla, Rhinocerotidae.
AUGUCUGUUGCUAUCAGAAAGAGAAGCUGGGAAGAACAUGUGACCCAAUGGAUGGGACAGCCUUUUAAUUCUGAUGAUUAUAACACAGCAUGUCAUCAUGGACUAGGAGCUGACAGCUUGCAGGCAAGUAUGGAAAAAGAUGCAACUUUAAAUGUGGACCGCAAAGAAAAGUGUGCUUCACUACCAGACUGCUGUCCUGGAUCAGAGCUGAGAGAUUUUCCUGGGAGGCCAAUGGGUCACAUUUCAAAAAAGGUGGAUGAAAAUGACAGCCAAGAAGGUGAAGAUCAGUUUCUUUCUCUGGAGGCCAGCACGGAAACGCUAGUGCACGUUUCUGAUGAGGAUACCGAUUCCGAUCUGUAUCUUCCAGAUGAUAAACAGAUUUUAAUUACCCAAGAGCGUAAAACAUCAGACCAACAUAGUGUCACAGGAGCGGGCUCCUUGGUAAAGACACUGCCCAUCAUGGAAAGUAACCAAGAUUCUUAUAACUCCUGGGGAAUGGCUGCUGGAGCUGAUUUAGUGCUGGUAGAAGAAAGGGGGGAGAGAAAGGUUGUCGACAUUAUAAGCAAAAGCCUGGAGCUUUGUAAUGAUAUAAGCUUAAGUGAAAUAAAAGAGGCAUCCAAAAUCAAUGCAUGCGAUUCUUUGAAUGUGAAAGAUAUUGUGCCUGAGAAGCAAUUGCUUAAUUCUGCUGUAAUUGCUCAGCAACGAAGGAAACCCGACUUCCCUAAAGAUGGACAUGAAAGAAACACCUGCAGUCUAGUCCAAGAUGAGUUCUUGGCUAUUCCUUGUACAGACAGAGGACUGCCAUUAUUGAAAGCAGAUUCUGGAAGCUGCCUUCUGCAGCCUCCUUCCUGCCCUAGGGGAAUGUCAGCUGAAAAUGACCUGGAGAAGAGUGGUUUCUCAGAACAUCAAAACAAAAGUCUUCCAAGGGUCAACUCAGGAGAUGGUAUGCAGUGUUUACACUUAAAGGAGACUCUGGCCACCCAGGAACCCACAGAUAACCAAGUCAGACUUCGCAAAAGAAAGGAAAUAAGAGAAGAUCGAGAUAGGGCGCGGCUAGACUCCAUGGUGCUGCUAAUUAUGAAACUGGAACAGCUUGACCAGGACAUAGAGAACGCUCUCAGCACCAGCUCCUCUCCGUCCAGCACACCGACGAACCUGCGGCGGCACGUUCCUGAUCUGGAGUCAGGAUCUGAGAGUGGAGCAGAUACCAUUUCAGUAAAUCAGACACAAAUAAAUUUGUCUUCUAACACUGAGUCCACUGACCUACCCUCUUCCACCCCAGUAGCCAAUUCUGGAACCAAACCCAAGUCUACGACUGUUCCAGGUAUUUCAGAGAAGGAAAAGGCUGAAAUUGAAGCCAAAGAAGCUUGUGAUUGGCUACGGGCAACAGGUUUCCCCCAAUAUGCACAGCUUUAUGAAGAUCUCCUGUUCCCCAUUGAUAUUUCCUUGGUCAAGAAGGAGCAUGAUUUUUUAGACAGAGAUGCCAUUGAGGCUUUAUGCAGGCGUCUAAACACUUUAAAUAAAUGUGCGAUGAUGAAGCUGGAAAUUAGUCCUCAUCGGAAAAGAAGUGAGGAUUCCGACGAGGACGAGCCUUGUGCAAUAAGUGGCAAAUGGACUUUCCAGAGGGACAGCAAGAGGUGGUCCCGGCUUGAAGAGUUCGAUGUCUUUUUUCCAAAGCAGGACCCAGUCCCUGGGUCCCCAGACGAUCCCCACCUGAAGAACGCGGCGAGCCACGAAAGCAUGCUGACGGACCUCAGCGAGCGCCAGGAGGUGGCUUCCGUCCGCAGCCUCAGCAGCACCAGCAGCCUCCCCACCCAUGCGCCCCACAGCGGGGACGCUGCCACACCCCGGACUAACUCCGUCCUUAGCGUCUGCUCCUCCGGCAACUUGGUAGGCAACGACGACUCUUUCUGCAGCUUGCCCUCUCCCAAGGAAGUGUCCACCUUCAGCUUUAGCAUGAAAGGCCACGAGAAGAACACCAAGUCCAAGACGCACAGUCUGCUGAAACGCAUGGAGAGCCUAAGGCUCAAAGGCUCCCACCACAGCAAGCACAAGGCACCGUCCAAGCUGGGGCUGCUCAUCAGCGGGCCCGUCCUUCAAGAGGGAAUGGACGAGGAGAAGCUAAAGCGGCUGAACUGCGUGGAGAUCUCCGCCCUCAACGGCAACCACAUCAACGUCCCCAUGGUACGAAAGAGGAGCGUCUCCAACUCCACGCAGACCAGCAGUAGCAGCAGCCAGUCUGAGACCAGCAGCGCUGUCAGCACGCCCAGUCCCGUCACCAGGACGCGGAGCCUCAGUGCCUGCAACAAGCGGGUAGGCAUGUACCUGGAGGGCUUUGAUCCGUUCAAUCAGUCGACGUUCAACAACGUUAUGGAACAGAACUUUAAAAACCGCGAGAGCUACCCGGAGGACACAGUGUUCUACAUCCCAGAAGAUCACAAGCCUGGCACUUUCCCCAAGGCCCUCUCCAAUGGCAGUUUCUCUCCCUCAGGGAAUAACAGCUCUGUGAACUGGAGGACUGGAAGCUUCCAUGGCCCCGGCCAUAUCAGUCUGAGGAGGGAAAACAGCAGCGACAGCCCCAAGGAACUUAAGAGACGCAAUUCCUCCAGCUCCAUGAGCAGCCGCCUGAGUAUCUACGACAACGUGCCAGGCUCCGUCCUCUAUUCCAGUUCAGGUGAUCUGGCUGACCUGGAGAACGAGGACAUCUUCCCCGAGCUAGACGACAUCCUCUACCACGUGAAGGGGAUGCAGAGGAUAGUCAACCAGUGGUCCGAGAAGUUUUCAGACGAGGGAGACUCUGACUCAGCCCUGGACUCAGUCUCUCCGUGCCCAUCCUCUCCCAAACAGAUACACCUGGAUGUGGACAAUGACCGAGCCACACCCAGUGACCUGGACAGCACAGGCAACUCACUAAAUGAACCUGAAGAACCUGCCGACAUCCCAGAAAGGAGGGAUUCUGGGGUUGGGGCCUCCCUGACAAGGUCCAAUAGGCACAGACUGAGAUGGCACAGCUUCCAGAGCUCUCAUCGGCCAAGCCUGAACUCUGUAUCACUGCAGAUUAACUGCCAAUCCGUGGCCCAGAUGAACCUGCUGCAGAAAUACUCACUCCUGAAGCUAACUGCCCUGCUGGAGAAAUAUACGCCUUCUAAUAAGCAUGGUUUUAGCUGGGCUGUGCCCAAGUUCAUGAAAAGGAUCAAGGUUCCAGACUACAAGGACCGGAAUGUGUUUGGGGUCCCUCUGACGAUCAACGUGCAGCGCACAGGACAGCCCCUGCCCCAGAGCAUUCAGCAAGCCAUGCGCUACCUCCGCAACCAUUGUUUGGAUCAGGUGGGGCUCUUCAGAAAAUCGGGUGUCAAAUCCCGGAUUCAGGCUCUGCGCCAGAUGAAUGAAAGUGGCAUAGACUGUGUCAACUAUGAGGGACAGUCCGCGUAUGACGUGGCAGACAUGCUGAAGCAGUAUUUUCGAGAUCUUCCUGAGCCACUAAUGACGAACAAACUCUCGGAAACCUUUCUACAGAUCUACCAAUAUGUGCCCAAGGACCAGCGCCUCCAGGCCAUCAAGGCUGCCAUUAUGCUCCUGCCUGAUGAGAACCGGGAGGUUCUACAGACGCUCCUUUAUUUCUUGAGCGAUGUCACAGCAGCUGUAAAAGAAAACCAGAUGACUCCCACCAACCUGGCUGUGUGCUUGGCGCCUUCUCUCUUCCACCUCAACACCCUGAAGAGAGAAAAUUCUUCUCCAAGGGUAAUGCAGAGAAAACAAAGUUUGGGCAAACCAGAUCAGAAAGAUUUGAAUGAAAACCUCGCUGCCACUCAAGGGCUGGCCCACAUGAUUGCUGAGUGCAAGAAGCUUUUCCAGGUUCCUGAGGAAAUGAGCCGAUGUCGAAAUUCCUACACCGAACAAGAGCUGAAGCCUCUCACUCUGGAAGCGUUGGGACGUCUUUGUAAUGACGACUCGGCUGACUACCAACACUUCCUCCAGGACUGUGUGGACAGCCUGUUUAAAGAGGUCAAAGAGAAGUUUAAAGGCUGGGUCAGCUACUCUACGUCUGAGCAGGCUGAGCUGUCCUAUAAGAAGGUGAGUGAAGGACCCCCUCUAAGGCUCUGGAGGUCAACCAUCGAGGUCCCUGCCAUGCCUGAGGAAAUCUUAAAGCGCCUACUUAAAGAGCAGCACCUUUGGGAUGUAGACUUGUUGGAUUCAAAAGUGAUUGAAAUCCUGGACAGCCAAACUGAAAUUUAUCAGUAUGUCCAAAACAGCAUGGCACCCCAUCCUGCUCGGGACUACGUGGUUUUGAGGACAUGGAGGACCAAUUUACCCAAGGGGGCGUGUGCCCUUUUACUCACAUCCGUGGAUCAUGACCGGGCGCCUGUGGUGGGAGUGAGGGUCAAUGUGCUUCUGUCCAGGUAUCUGAUUGAACCCUGCGGGUCCGGGAAAUCCAAACUCACCUACAUGUGCAGAGCUGACUUAAGGGGCCACAUGCCAGAGUGGUACACAAAAUCUUUUGGACAUCUGUGUGCGGCUGAAGUUGUGAAGAUCCGAGACUCUUUCUGUAAUCAGAACACUGAAACCAAAGACAACAAAUCUAGGUGAUUCUUGAAGCAAAGCAACUGUGUCCACCAUCUGGGCGUUUGGUUCCAGAACCCUCGCCGAUCCUUGGAAGAUUGGGUUUUGCGUCUAAUCCUGAAACAAAGAAAACUACAAGUUGGAGUGUAGGCAUUGACUAGAGUGAUAUGAUACAUUUUUAAAGCUGCUUCCUGUUUGUUUAAGGUCUGUAUUAUAGACCUUGACUGGAAUAUAUAAGACUGUGCAAAAAAAUGUAUUCUUAUUCAAAUUGCUUCUGAGAAGCAAAACUCUAUAUAUACGUUACGGAAGAUAAUGAAGAUACUUCAUUCUGUUGUGAUUUUGGUGUAUGUGUACCUACGUCAUUUUAUUUGCAGUGUGAUGAGGGACUGGUGUACCCACUGGAAUAGUUGGUUCUCUUUGAUAUGUUUUCUCACUGAGAUGAGCAAAGAAAGGUUUGCACAGAGGAGUGUGUGUAUGUGUGUUUGUUGCUGGUUGAAUGGCACAGAAGUAUAAGUAAGUUGGAAUGCAGUGUCUGGCACACUGAGACGCCUCCAAGAAGGAUAUUGAUGCAUCGAGUUCAGUUUAACCUGGAAUAUCUGACUACCCAUGGGUCCAUCCAGAAAGGAAACCCUUGUCCAUUUUUUUUUUCUGAGUUUUUAGACAUAUUCUCCACCAACCUCUUCUUUACCUUAAAAGUAAUUGUAGUAAAUUUACUCUGAUAUCCCAUUUCAAACACAGCUUGUCUCUCAACCUAGUUGCAAACAGUGAUGUAAUUUUUAACCAAUAGAGAUUAGUUCAGGGAUGAAAACCCUCCCUUACCAGCUCCAAAGCACCGUUUUUUGUGGGUUUUUUGCUGAGGAAGAUUCGCCUUGAGUUAACAUCUGUGCCAGUCAGUCUUCCUUUAUUUUGUAUGUGGCUUGCUGCCACAGCAUGGCUGCCAAUAAGUGGUGUAGGUCUGUGCCCAGGAACCGCACCUGGGCUGCUGAAGUGGAGCAUGGACCACACCAAACUUAACCACUAGGCCAUGGGGCUGGCCCCUUGUUUUGUUUUUUUUUUAAAGCUGAGAUGUAAACAAUGAACAGUAACAUUUACUCCUGAAUCAAGCAUCAAAACUUUGACCUUUCCAAAAUCUUUGCGUUGUCAUGUUUAUAACAGAAACUUUUAAAGACACUACGGUUAGGAACAUAGGAAGCUAUGUAUGUCCCAAGGAAAUCCCUGUAAAUUUAACCCAACCACAAAAGUUGUUGUUACUAACAGGAUUUAUGAAAGCUGCACGUGUUUAUUAAUUGGGUUUGGGCUUAUCAGCAAAUAGGUUUUCUGGCUUAUUUUUUUUGCUUUGUUUUUCCUGCAUUUUUUCUUUUUCUUUAUGGUACCCUUGGAAUAUAUUUUAGUAGUAAUGGAAAAUAGUAAUCAUAGUAAAAAAUUUUAAAAAACCCAGUGCAGAUUUUUGGAAGGGUGGUCUUUAUACAGGUUUUACUGUAAUGGUAAAGAUUGACUCAAGAGACAGUAUUAGUGAAUUUAUUUUAUAUGGAUCAAAAGUGAAUAAUGUAUGAAUGAGAGUUGUUAAGAAGGAUUUUUAUUUUGUUAUAAUUUAGUUACCAUUGUCAGUGUUAUUUCAAAGGUUUUGAAGAAUGGGGGGGCAGAUUAGAGUUUUAAAAUUUGAGUAUUUUGGAUAUCAGUGUUCCUCAUGAAGAUAUACUUGUAUAUUCAAUUUUAAUGGCUUUCAGAUUUGUAAGAUUGUAUGUUGUAUAUACCAUUCUAUUAAGAAAAAGAAACAUGUACACAUGUCCAGUGUGCUUUCAAACAUAGAUAAAGCAUGAUAAAGAUUAUUAUUUAAAAUAUACUUGUAUUUAUACCUCAGAUAAUCUUUUGGGUUUUGUACCUCAAGGCUUUUUUUUUUCCUAAAUGUAAAUACACUUUACAUGAAUACAGUCUAAGUGAAAAAAAAAAUAAAAGAAGAGGUUUAUAACUUGCCCUGUAUCUGUACAGAAUAUAAUCAAUAAGUGCACUAUUAAAAGUUUAAAGUAAGGGAAAAGUCUGGCCUGCUUUUCUUCAUAUUGCAUCUCACUCCCACCCUUAAAACCCCACAUAGCAAGGCAUAGCAUUCUAGCAUCAACUACAAUGAAAAGAUAGUUUGCUGAAGGAAAAAUGGGACUGAAAAUCAUUCCGAAGCCAAACUGCAUCUGAGCCACUCACUGACAAACAGGAAACCCUGGUGAAGGUUCAGGAAGCAUGGAGAUUCCCUCUGAACAAAGGUCAUUAGGAAACGAUGCUGAGAAAAUUACAAGAAUAAGCAACAGCAACAGAAAGAGGCUCAUAAGCAAAGCCAAGGUCACUGACUGGUUCCACAGAGGGUCUCUUUCCCACUGUUUGGCUUUCCUGUUGAAAGAAUUCCUUACAUAUUUGACAAGAGGAGAAUUCAAAGGAUGUGAACAUUUUCAAGAACUCUGUAAGUCACCUGAAGUGAUGUUGCCAGAACUUCCUGAUUGUGACUAAUUGCCUAGAUUGUAAGCUCUUUGAGGGCAGGGCUCUUCACAUCUUUAUAAUCCCCUACAGCAGCUUUCAGUGUUUUGUACUUGUAGGCACCUAAUAAAUUUAUUAUUUGCUAAGUGGAAUGGA